Messenger RNA from Knipowitschia caucasica, 408 nucleotides. The record is from the annotation of a GenBank genome assembly. Lineage: Eukaryota; Metazoa; Chordata; Actinopteri; Gobiiformes; Gobiidae.
AUGGGGGGGGGGGUGGGGGGGGGAUGGGGGGGGAAGGGGGGGGGGGGGAUGGAAGUGGGAGGAGGUUGCUGGGGCGGUGAGGGGGGGGUGGGGGGGAGAGCGGGGGGAGGUGGGUUCGGUGACGGUAAGGAGGGAGGGGAGGGGGGGUGGGGUGUGGGGGGGGGGCUGGCAGGCGGGGGGGUGCCAGGGGGCGGGCGUGUGGGAGAGGGGUGGUGCGCAGGGGGAGCGGGCGGGACGCGGGCGGGAGUGUUGGCGGCGCGGUUGUGUUGUGCGGGGACGUGGUGGUCGGGGCGUCGGUUGGUGUGUGGCCUCGAGGGUCCUUGGUCAGGGUCGGGGGGGGUGUGGCGGGCGCUGUCUCGGAGGGGGGGGUUGUGGUGUGUGGCGAGUUGGCGCGGGGGUGGUGUGUAG